Molecule: messenger RNA, 5137 nt
Organism: Condylura cristata (star-nosed mole)
Lineage: Eukaryota; Metazoa; Chordata; Mammalia; Eulipotyphla; Talpidae
Gene: WDHD1
Product: WD repeat and HMG-box DNA binding protein 1
Exons: 26
Coding region: 87-3488 (1133 amino acids)
Biological process (GO): mitotic cell cycle; DNA repair; DNA-templated DNA replication
Cellular component (GO): nuclear replication fork
Molecular function (GO): protein binding; chromatin binding
Source: RefSeq, a predicted model, not a curated record
CGGGAAGCGGCGCUGCGCGGGUACUUGCAGCUCCUGUCCUUUCCUGGGUCCCAGAGCCUCUGUCACCUCCGUAGGAAAAGGAAAAGAUGCCUGCCACACAGAAGCCGAUGCGAUAUGGACAUACAGAGGGACACACAGAUGUCUGCUUUGAUGAAUCUGGAAGUUAUAUUGUGACUUGUGGAAGUGAUGGUGAUGUAAGGAUUUGGGAAGACUUGGAUGAUGAUGAUCCCAAGUCCAUAAAUGUUGGAGAAAAGGCAUAUUCAUGUGCUUUGAAGAAUGGAAAAUUGGUCACUGCAGUAUCUAACAAUACUAUUCAAGUCUACACAUUUCCUGAAGGAGUUCCAGAUGGUAUAUUGACUCGCUUCACCACAAAUGCAAACCAUGUUGUUUUUAAUGGGGGUGGUGCAAAAAUUGCUGCUGGGUCUAGUGAUUUUCUAAUCAAAGUUGUGGAUGUAAUGGAUUGCAGCCAACAAAAAACAUUUCGGGGACAUGAUGCCCCUGUGUUAAGUCUGUCCUUUGAUCCUAAAGACAUCUUUCUGGCAUCCGCUAGUUGUGAUGGAUCUGUCAGAGUGUGGCAAAUUUCAGAUCAGACAUGUGUUAUUAGUUGGCCACUGCUACGAAAAUGCAAUGAUGUGAUAAAUGCAAAAUCAAUCUGCAGACUUGCUUGGCAGCCCAAAAUUGGGAAAUUACUGGCAGUUCCUGUGGAAAAAUCUGUUAAGUUAUACAGAAGAGAAAGUUGGAGUAAUCAAUUUGAUCUUUCUGAUAAUUUCAUCUCUCAAACCUUGAAUAUAGUAACUUGGUCUCCUUGUGGGCAAUAUUUAGCUGCAGGUAGUAUCGAUGGUUUAAUUAUAGUUUGGAAUGUGGAAACCAAAGAUUGCUUGGAAAGGGUGAAACAUGAGAAAGGUUAUGCAAUUUGUGGGCUGGCAUGGCAUCCUACUUGUGGUCGAAUUGCUUACACUGAUGCAGAAGGAAAUCUAGGGCUCUUAGAGAAUGUUUGUGACUCCGGUGGAAAAACAUCAAGCAGUAAGGUAUCUAACAGAGUGGAAAAGGAUUACAAUAAUCUUUUUGAUGGAGAUGAUAUGAGUAAUGAUGGUGAUUUUCUAAGUGACAAUGCAGUUGAGACUUCCUCCUUUUCAAAAGGGAUUAUAAAUGAUGAUGAGGAUGAUGAUGACCUCACACUGGCUUCAGGUCGUCACAGACAGCGAAACCACAUCCUAGAAGAUGAUGAAAAUUCAGUUGAUGUAACAAUGCUAAAAACUAAUUCAAAUCUUCUCAAAGAGGAGGAAGAAGAUGAUCAGACAGGUAGCAUUCAGAAUUUACCACUUGUCACUUCCCAAAGGCCAUUUUAUGAAGGGCCAAUGCCUACUCCUCGGCAGAAGCCUUUCCAGUCAGCUUCUACACCCUUGCAUCUCACUCACAGAUUCAUGGUAUGGAACUCAAUUGGAAUUAUUCGCUGCUAUAAUGAUGAGCAAGACAAUGCCAUUGACGUGGAGUUCCAUGAUACAUCUAUACAUCAUGCAACACACUUAUCAAACACUUUGAAUUAUAUAAUAGCAGAUCUUUCCCAUGAAGCAAUUUUACUGGCAUGUGAAAGCACUGAUGAACUGACAAGCAAGCUUCACUGCCUGCACUUUAGUUCUUGGGACUCAAGCAAAGAGUGGAUCGUAGAUAUGCCUCAGAAUGAGGAUAUUGAAGCCAUAUGCCUUGGUCACGGGUGGGCUGCUGCUGCCACUAGUGUCUUGCUCCUUCGAUUGUUCUCUAUUGGAGGUGUUCAGAAAGAGAUCUUCAGUCUUCCUGGCCCAGUGGUGUCGAUGGCAGGACAUGGCGAACAGCUUCUCAUUGUUUAUCAUAGAGGAACUGGAUUUGAUGGAGAGCAGUGCCUUGGCGUUCAACUAAUAGAGCUGGGGAAAAAGAAAAAACAAAUUUUACAUGGUGAUCCUCUUCCUCUUUCAAGGAAAUCCUACCUUGUAUGGGUUGGAUUUUCAGCUGAAGGUACCCCCUGUUAUGUGGACUCAGAAGGCAUUGUUCGAAUGCUUAACAGAGGACUUGGUAACACAUGGACUCCUAUAUGUAACACAAGAGAACACUGCAAAGGAAAAUCUGAUCACUACUGGGUGGUUGGUAUACACGAGAAUCCCCAGCAACUGAGGUGCAUUCCAUGUAAAGGUUCUCGGUUUCCUCCCACCCUUCCACGUCCUGCUGUAGCUAUAUUAUCAUUUAAGCUUCCUUACUGUCAGAUUGUAACAGAAAAAGGACAAAUGGAGGAACAAUUUUGGCGUUCGGUUAUGUUUCACAACCAUCUUGAUUAUUUAGCUAAAAAUGGUUAUGAAUAUAAAGAAAGCACUAAAAAUCAAGCAAUAAAAGAACAACAGGAACUUCUAAUGAAAUUGCUUGCGCUUUCUUGUAAACUGGAGCGGGAAUUUCGUUGUAUAGAAAUUGCUGAUCUAAUGACUCCAAAUGCUGUGAAUUUAGCAGUUAAAUAUGCUUCUCGUUCUCGGAGGUUAAUAUUGGCCCAAAAGCUUAGCGAACUAGCUGUAGAAAAGGCAGCAGAAUUGGCAGCAACACAGGCAGAAGAGGAGGAGGAGGAAGAAGAUUUCAGAAAAAAGUUGAAUGCUGGUUAUAGUAACACUACUACAGAGUGGAGCCAGCCCAGGUUUAGAAAUCAAGUUGAAGAUGAUGCAGAAGACACCAGAGAAUCUGAUGAUAUAGGAGAAAAACCAGAAAUACCUAAAUAUGGACAGAGUCCAUUUUUUAAAAGUGCAAAUUCUUCUGAUCUACCAACUGUUACAUCAGGUGCAGUUACCACUAGCAACCAAGGACGAGUAAAUCCCUUCAAGGUGUCAGCCAGUUCUAAAGAACCAAACAUUUCGGUGAAUUCAGGACGUGCAACUAAUAUUUUAGAUAAUAUGAACAAAUCAUCCAAGAAAUCCACUGCACUUCUUCGAGCCACCAAUAAUGACAAGUCUCCAGUCAUAAAACCUCUAGUUCUAAAACCAAAGUCUAAGCAGGCAUCUGCAGCAUCCUAUUUCCAAAAAAGAACUUCCCAGAUUGAUAAAACUGAGGAAAUAAAAGAAGAAAGUCCUAAAAUUUCACCAGCCAACACACCUGUGGUGACAGAUCUCUGUCCUCAAAACCCUGAAAGCCAAAGGCCAAAGACUGGAUUCCAGAUGUGGCUAGAAGAAAACAGAAGUAAUAUUUUGUCUGACAAUCCUGACUUUUCAGAUGAAGCAGACAUAAUAAAAGAGGGAAUGAUUCGAUUUAGAGUACUGUCAACUGAAGAAAGGAAGGCAUGGGCUGUCAAGGCCAAAGGAGGACCUGCUAGUGAUGGAACUGAAGCAAAGAAGCGAAAACGUGUGGCUGACGAAGGUCAGAAAACUGAAAACCAGAAAGAACAAGCAAAGGAGAAUCUGAACUUGCCUAAAAAGCAAAAACCUUUAGAUCUUUCUGUGAAUCAGAAACUGUCAGCUUUCGCAUUUAAGCAGGAAUAAGGAAGAAAAUUAUCUAGAAAGGUAAUGUAUCUUAUCGUUGAUGAAUCUAAACUAAAAAACUCUUUAGAAAACUCAAUCUAUACUUUUAAGGGUUUAAAGAUCACCUGUGUCUUCAUAGAACAAUAUAGUAAUUAUAUUGGUUUAGUUAACAGGUCAUGUGUAAAAACUGUAAUCUCUGCAAAUAGCUCUGCCCUUAAAGGGAGGACCAUUAAGAAGCACUGUGAUUAUGGUCAUUAACUUGAGGCCACUGCCAUGUCCCCCUGAAAGCCAGUUUGAUUUAUUUCUUACUUAUAAAAUAAAGUGUGAAUCUAAAAAUCUAAAGAUCUUCCAAGCGAUGAAAUUACCUUCUCGGGGGCUCCUUGUCUGCUUUAUAUCAUGUACUGGAAAAUACUACAGCAGUCUUCUUCCCAGCUGUGUCUCCAUCAACUGAUCUCUGUGUCUAAAUCAGCCAUAUGGGUUCUGAUCAUGUAAAUAACUUUGUAAAUGAGACUUGUUUGUGUGUGUGUUUUAAAAUUCAUGUAUGACUUUGAGUUGUCUGUAUAGGCUGUUUUUUUAAAUAAAGAACAUUUCUACAUUUAGCUUGAUACGUAUUUCUGCAAAAUGGGAAAGAAUUUCAAGAAAACGUAUUUUAUAUUUAUUACAUAAUGUCCACUCCCAUCUCCAUGUUGCUACAUAGAAGAGAAAAACUGAAGAUACUGUUUUGGUAGCAUUGCAACCCGGGGCAUCAUGUGCCCCCGUCAGAUACUGUGGUUAUCAGCAUCAGCAGUCACUUUAUGAGCAAGUCUUUGAAGCCUUGAUAAGAGAAUAGUUAAAGAAUUAGGGAAAGUGUUUAACGCCUCUUAUUUCAAACAAACAUUAUUUUAUGAAGCAUUUCAUACACUCUUGGUUAUUAUUCUUAGCAGAGCUUAACAUACAUGCAGCCUCAUAAUAAAUAAAUAUGUAUAACAAAUGCAGCCUCAAAGUACAGAAGUAAAAUAAAAUCAGUGACUGCAAGUUGAGGAUUGUUUUAUAGUUGGAAGGAAUAAAAAAUAUAUUAAAAAUUUAGAUGGUUAAGAGAAAUAUCCCUUAUCUCAUGAUGAUAAGGUUAAGAAAGAAUGAAUACAUUUCUGAAGUUUUACUGAGUAUUGAUAGACAUUAUAGCACAGUGGUUAGGAGCACAGGUUUUAAAGUCAAACUUUUGGGCUUGAAGAUCCACCUCAAUACCUACAGCUGAGUAAACCCGGGCCAAUUCUAGCCUUUGUGCAUUCAUCUGUAAAAUUGGUAUAUUAGUGCCCGCAUCAUAGAAUUCUAAAAAAAUAAAUGAGGUGAAAGCACUUUGUUCCUGGUGCAUCAUAAUGUCAGCUAUUAUAUUUAUGCUACUUUCAUCUUGCUUUUUGGUUCGUAUAAUUCUGAAUUCUGUAUAUAAAUUAUUUCAAGAUGCUAAGUAGAAGUUUUCUUGUAAUAUUGUUUGGAAAGCAUGUGUGUAGUCAUAUAUUUAGUUUUUAUUUCUUCAACUUACUUAUUGUACAAAAUGUAUAAUUCUCAAGCUUUGUAUUAUAUUUCAGAUCCUUAGGAACCUGAUAAUACCGAGGAUGUACAAAAGCUUUUAUCCUCUACUUUUAUUUGGUUGAAGGAAAGUUUUGGUAUUGAUUUGCUUUAACUUCAAAUCA